Coregonus sp. 'balchen' is the source of this 3155-nucleotide messenger RNA. NCBI's taxonomy places the organism in Eukaryota, Metazoa, Chordata, Actinopteri, Salmoniformes, Salmonidae. The record is from the annotation of a GenBank genome assembly.
GUGAUUUCAGGGAGGGCUUUCAUCUGGACGGACCACAACCUUGGAUGUGCACGCUUCAUGUUCUUUAAUCAUGAUUACACAUUUAUAAAGUCGGUUAGAGAUUAUACAGACAGUACAAGUGAUGAACGCAAUGCUAUUUAUUUAGAACUGGCUUAAAGAACGAUCCAACCGGCAUCAAGUUCAGCUGUCAGUCGCCGUGUAGUCAGUGGGUAAGUAACUAUCUACAUUGCAUUUCCUGCUAUCAAAACUAGUUGAUAGAUAUUGUACAUUCUGUGAUUCACUUAGCUUGUCUUCAUGGCUAUUAACCAGAACCUGGAUGUCUUGUUACAGAAUGUAGAUGUGGUCAUCUAGCUAUGGCUUAGCCCAAUAACUCUUUAGUCCAAGGACCUUACAUGUUCUGUUUAAGCGGCGAAUUGGCUCUGGAAGCCAAAACAGCCAAGUACUCCAUCUAAACGUGAAUCGAUUCUCAAUUGCGGUACGUUUCUAGAAACAUGAAGCCCUAUACUUUCAUAUCACAUCAAAAUAAUUUCACAAACGCAAAAUACACACUUACUGUAAAUAGUUUAAACCGGUUUUAACACAGUUGCAGCAGACAGUACCUUUGUGACAACACGUUUGUGGCGUACUUAGCACAGAUAGUCCACUGUCUUCCGUCUGUUUUCCGUAAACAAGCGCUGUAACAUGGAAAUAUGGCCGUGUGGGAACCCUAACCCUAUAAAGGUGUGUAUCAAUUUAACCUUUUGUUUUUGAAAAUUAUUUAUUGCCGAUAUGAAAGAUAAGGUCCUUAUGCUUCCAAAACAGUACCGCAAGAGAUGCGUGUUAAUGUUCAGACCGAGCGUCGCAACAAAACACCCCCCCUACAGAAGAUGCCAUCGUCCAGUGUAAUGUAAUGGAACUGGGAGUGAUGAUCAAGGGCUACCUAUGGCUAUGAACAUGACAAUGCCCUGGCUGAGACUUUGUAUUUGGUCCUCUUGACAGUCAAUACUUGACUAACACUUGUCUUUUCCCCAACAGUAAGGCAAGAUACCAGGAUUACUUUUCAUGGCAGUGUCAAGGGCUACACAUUUCACCCCAGCAGGGAGAUUUCUUGGCUCCUGCUACAAACAGAGACUCUUGGCCCCCCACCUGUCUGUGGGAUGGAGGGCUGUCUCCGGAGGAGAGUACAGACGGCCAGGCCAGACGCAGGACAACACCCCCAUAUGGAAGAAGUUUGACUUCAAUAAAGGUGUGGAGGGGAUGCGAAAGCAUUUUACCCUGCUGAAGAACGAGUUUCUGGCCCGCUGGACAGGGCCGGAGGGGAAGCCACUGAUUGAACAUUUCCUGGAGCAGACCAGGGUGAUCUGGGAGUUCAGAGGGCCAGAGAGCCUGGCGCAGUGGACGGUGUCUUCAGACCGAGAGAUCGGUGGGAGGAGCGAGGCCUAUCUGAAGCUAGGCAGGAACAACGCUACGUGUCUGAUGUAUGGGACCCUCUGCUCUGCUCCCCCCAGGGACGGAGAAACGCGUUAUAGUGGAUACUGCACACUGCGCUCCAAACCGCCCAUGGUUAGUACUGAUGCUGUCUUAACUUAGCCCGGGUGCCUGUCUGUUUCUGCCCUCUUGCCAAUGAGUUGGCAUGAUUACACAAAUACUGGUACUCAGGCUAGUCUUUCCUUCCCCAGUAAGAGUGAAAGGCUGCCAAACAUUGAGCACGUCCUUCCAUCAGUUCCAUGCCUUAACCUCGGAAGCACAAAUUUGGAAGGGAUGGCCAUGCGAGACGUUAACCCCAAAACGUGUUCUCUCUAGGGUUCGUUUGACAGUAAGAAGCAUCACGAUUGGUCCAGCUUCAACACCCUGCACCUGCGUAUCCGUGGUGACGGGCGGCCAUGGAUGAUCAACGUCGGGGCGGAGACCUACUUCUCACACCAGAAGGACGACAUGUACAGUUACUUCCUCUACACACGGGGAGGACCUUACUGGCAAGAUGUGAAGGUACAGCCUAACCAGGGCCAUUUUCAGUUGCAGAUAGAAAUUCCAUGAAUAGAGCCGAUAUGAUUCCAUAGUCUGCAUGUCAGAGGCAUGUUUGUUUUACAUAGCCUACUUCUAUCCGAACGUUCCAAAAUGUUUGCGUCCUACUGAACGUCACCCAAGUCUCCCUUGCUUGGUUGUCUUCUUUCAUUUUAAGGAAACUAUCCUCAGUUGUUUGCGUCUCACACAGUACAUAGCAGAAAUAGGAAAUUAGUGAAGCUAUCACCGUGUGAUCUUAGUCCAGAAGUAUUUGGGUGCUAACAGUUGAUUGGUCCUUUACAGAUUCCAUUCUCAAAAUUCUUCCUCUCUAGUCGGGGGAGGGUACAAGAUGAUCAACAUCCUCUCUGGUUGGACAAGGUAAGAAAAUGUAUGGUUGAGUGUAUUAGUGUACUACAUUGUACUCAGACAAGGGUACAAUGAUGAUGAUUCACUUGCUAUGUUUUCUCAACUCUAAUGUUCGUUUUGUGCUCUUAGGUUAACACCAUUGGAAUUACGUUGGGUGAUAAGGCAGACGGUCCAUUUCAACUGGAGAUUGAUUUUGUUGCCGUGUGUAAUGACCGUGCACACACAGAGGAGUUUGCAUAUGAGGUAUACAAGAGGAACCCUGAAGUCUGAGAACAAGCAUCACCCACCAAAUCCUCAAUGAAAACGCUACUUCAGGAAAUGCCCAUUUACUACAUGUAUUUACAAGUCCGAAAAGGUACAACAACAAAAGCUUGCAGAUGCACUGUAAAACACUUCCAUGUGAAUUACAGAUAUGACACAAAUAUUUAAGACUAUGGUCUACCAACGACACUGGUGUACGAAAUAUGAAACAUGUUAAUGUGAACAAUAAAGUUCAUAAAAAACACUUAACUAUUUUUUAAUGUUGAGGAACUACAGAGUAAAAUCGAACAAUCAUAACAGGUUGGAACUAAGAACAGUGCAGAGGACAGAUGAGGUAAAGCAGUGAGAACAGGACAGAUGAGAUAAAGCAGUAAGAACAGAUGAGGUAAAGCAGUAAGAACAGGACAGAUGAGGUAAAGCAGUGAGAACAGGACAGAUGAGGUAAAGCAGUAAGAACAGAUGAGGUAAAAACAGGAUUUAAACUUUACAGAAGAGUGAAAAGUACAGAAUAAUUAGGUCAUGACGAGGCCUCGUCUGGCUCCAAG